AUGAAACCCAAUGGUUUAUCUACCCUUUCGAGAGUGUCUGCUUUCCACAUGAAGAUAGCGCCUAUAUUCCAAAGGGGUAGCCUCGUAUACGGACAACAGCCUAGAGUUGACGGAGAUUCCGAAGCCGCCAUUGCCGUGACGACGACUCGGCAUAUAUCACAGAUCAUUCGAAUCUCAUAUCACCGAACAGCCCUCGCUAUUAGGACGGUCGACAAGCACCAAGAAUCCGACCCGCUCAAUCUAUAUGAAAAUUUCUAUAUGGAGAAGGUUACGGAGAUUUUAAGUUGUGGGCUUGCUGCCAUUUCGCUUAUUGCGAUCAUCAUAACGCUGAAGAUACCUGAAGGAAAGCUAUUACUGCAGUGGACUUUUAAGAUCACAAUAAACGCCUUGGCUACCAUAUUCACUGUGCUACUGAAAGCAGGACUAGCUAUGCCGUUGUCUGAAGGUAUUAGUCAAUUGAAACAGCAGUCAUUUAGACACCGACAAGGACCGCUCUCUGAUACGGAAGGGGCCAAGACAUCCCGUGGCAUCCCAAAACUUGGAAACGUUUACCCCGUCUACUCAGAUGCAAAAAAGAGUAAGACCAAUUCUUACGAGGCUUUGGGCUGCCUAAGGAACCUCCUGAAAUACUUUGCCAAGUUCGCCGAGUUUAUUACCAUUCUGGCUUUCAUCCCGGAUCCAUUCGCCCAACAAAUUGUCCAGAACGUUGGUUGUGCCCAAAUAAUUACGGGAAUAAACUCCAUCAUUUCCCGAACAGGUGAGUAUAACGCAAGCCUUAGGAGUAUAAAGGCAGGCCAAAGCGCUAUUGCUCCGUCAAAGGCCGUGGCUAUCAACCUUGGCAUCUACAGCCCGCCAGACAGGAUCUCAAGCUUGUUAGAUACUAAAUACAAGUCUGGUAACUGCACAUUCCUAACAGUUGGGAAAUAUCCGCGCCAUGGAUACGCCUAUAGGGCUAAACUAGACACUAAUCAAACCGUCGAACAGGGAGACAAUUCUUUUUCUUGGGGCGUAUUACUUCAAAAUGCUGGAAGCCAAGCAACUUUUUCCAGUUCGUCACCAUGCAGAGCGAUUGGGGUGGGUGGAUUCUCCGAGUACGCUCAAGGCGACUCGACGAUCAUUGCAGUUUUUCUAAAAGUGCAGUGGGCGUGGCUAUCCUUCCUUACCGUUCUCACUAGGCUGGCGUUUACAUUCUUCACUGUUUUUCUGAUUCAGAGUCCGCACAGCGCCUCUGAUCAGGUCUGGAAAUCAUCGAGUCUUGCCGUUCUGUUUUGUGCUUUAAAUGAUAGCAUACAUCCUCCACGAAAGCGACUAGUGCGCGCCUUGAUGAAGAUAGAGAUGUUAAGGCUCGAUUUGAAUAGUUCCUGGUAUCUGGAGAAACAUAUGAAUUUUAUCCCUGAGCUAUGCCGUGAUAUCAUGACAGCGUUUUUACCAGGUUGGAACGCCAAAAACGUGAAGUGUAGUUUUAACCGCGUAGCAAAGUACGGCGCAGCAAAGAAUCGAGUAGCAAAGAAGGACAUUCUCACCUCCAAUAAAUCCUUCCAUCACCAGGAAGGAUGGGCAAAAUGCACUACGCCGCAAGAGAUCGGAAACCUCAAAAUGAAUGCGAACAAACCACCUUCUCCAGCGUGCCUAUCCAAGUACUCAGUCUGCUGGGCCUUAAGCUCUACCAGCCUCACAUUGGAGUGAUGUCGGGGAAGCCGGCACGUGCGGCAUUAAGUUUCUCUCGUAUUUUUAAUUGACGAAGGAUGAACUUGGCAAGUGUGUCCAACAGCCAAGGUAUGUUCCGAGUGCCGGAGGAGGGAAAUUUGGCAAAUGCUAUUUUUGGAGUUGGGAGAUUGGCUAAUGGGGUAAAUAUCGGGAUGCCAGCCGAGGCACGAUAGCCUUGACUUGAGAGGUGGCAAAGGGGAAAGAAACGAGCCCCAGGCCUGGAGAAGGUUUAAAGGAAUGAGAUGAU
Molecule: messenger RNA, 1954 nt
Organism: Lindgomyces ingoldianus
Lineage: Eukaryota; Fungi; Ascomycota; Dothideomycetes; Pleosporales; Lindgomycetaceae
Exons: 19
Coding region: 1-1686 (561 amino acids)
Source: RefSeq, a predicted model, not a curated record